Messenger RNA from Calidris pugnax (ruff), 1887 nucleotides. It is a transcript of the gene CFAP53, whose product is annotated as cilia and flagella associated protein 53. The record is from RefSeq and is a predicted model, not a curated record. The coding region runs from base 45 to 1583 and encodes 512 amino acids. The transcript is spliced from 8 exons. NCBI's taxonomy places the organism in Eukaryota, Metazoa, Chordata, Aves, Charadriiformes, Scolopacidae.
AUAGCGACGCGCGGUGGCGCGGCCUAGUGGUCGCUGCGGCGGCCAUGGAAGGCCAGCGGUUGCGGGAGGUGACCGGUGCUUUCCCGCUCUCCCUGGCCUUGAAAGCCAAGCCUCCGAAGGAACAACCCAGCGAGAAUUUCGUCUUCGCCUGCAGACAGAAAGAACAGGAGCUCCUGGAACACGUCGAUUUGUUGAAGCUCUACAACCAGUUUCGCCACGUCUCCCAGUGGCACGAGCGCAACGAACGGAAAUGGCUGCACUGCGCCGUGCAGAGAAAGGUGGAGGCCACGAUGAGGGAAUACCAGGCGGGGACAGAUGAGAGAAGAGAGAGGCUUCGCGAGCUUCUGGAAGCGGAAGAAUGUCGGUACCUCACGGAGAUGGAAGCCCUGGAAGAAACGGUACUGGAGAAACAAAUGAAGAUGAGGAAGCGAGUGAAAUUACUGCGAGAGAAGAGAGAAAAAGAAAGACAACAAUUAGUGGCUGAAAAACGAGAGCAGCAAUUCAGAGACCAAUGCGAGGAGUUUCGCAUCCAGUGGACGAAGAAGCAGCAGAAGGAAGUGUUUGAAGACCAGCUGGCCCAGGUAGCUCUGAAGGAGGAACUGAGAAAGCAAGAGGAGGAGGAGGAGCAGAUGCUUGCAGAGCUUUGGAAAGAGGACAGCUUGGCCAGGGAAAAGCAGGAGGCCAUGGAGAUGCAGAAAGCAGCAGAACAGAAGAGGGAAAUGCUGAAGGUGCUCGAUGCUCAGGUAGCGCUGCUCAGCGCUCACAGAGAGGAGGAGAAGAGGCUGAAGGAGGAAGAAGCUCGAUUGCUGGAAGAAGAGCAGCAACAGCUUAAGAAAGAAAAGGAGGAACUUCAGAUGGAGAAGCUACGGAAGCAGAAGGAACGCAGGGAUAUGUUGCUCGGCGCGGUUCAGGACAAGCAGAAACGUCUUAACGAAGAAAAACAAGACGAAUUCGCUCUGGACAUGAAGAUCUUGGAAAAAUCUCUUCAGGAUCCUCAGGAGGUCACCGAGGAGAAAAAGAAAAGAAAACAAGAGCUGCUGAAGGAGCAACAGACUUACCUGGCACACCUGGCUCAGCAGCUGGAGGAGGAGAAAGAGCGAGAAAAAGAAGUGGACAAGCUCAUCGAUGAAGAGAUCGCGAAGGUUUGGGCCAAGAAGGCGGAGCAGAUGCGAUUAGAAAAGCAGGCUAGAAACCAGCUGCUGAAAGAUGUCCUGGAUACAAGACAACUGCAGGUGGAGGAGAAGGUGCAGAGAAAUGCGAAGGAGCAGGAAGUACUCGCUCAAGAGAGGAAGUUAUUAGCUGAAGCAAUCACAGAACUCAAGCGCGUAGAAGACGAAAAAUAUGCCAGAAAAAUAAAAGAAGCCAAAGAAUAUCAAGAGCAACUCCGGGCUCAAAUCGCCUCUGAACGACAGGCCCGUGACGCCGAGGAAGAAGAGAAGCGGCAAGAAUACGCGUCGUGUCUAGCAGCAGAGAGAGCUUACCAAGAAAGGGUACAGGCCCUUCUGUCUCGUGAAAAACCAGCAAAAAUCCACCCUUUUAGAAGAGAACUCAUGUCUAACUCUCAAGAAGAUAAUUUACAAUGAUUUCUUUCUUUUCUUUAGCUCACUCGGUUGCCUUAAAAAAUUGUUUUCUAAGGGUGUUUUUAACUGAGUUAGUGGACUCCUCUCUGCUGCGAUGCUCAAAAUACUUAACUGGGAAAUACAAGAAACAUGGUAUUUUUAAAGGUUGUUUUUCAUGGCUUUUGGAUUUUCUGUGACAAAAUGACCGAUCCGAAUCAAAACGUGUGACAUUUUAAUCCAAGAAUACUGUGUGUUCUCCGCAGUAAACGUGAAGGAUAUGUAGGCAUUCUUUAAAAUCUUCUAUUAAAAAUGCCUUUCAAACUGCAAA